Messenger RNA from Cannabis sativa, 2223 nucleotides. Its product is annotated as 15-cis-phytoene desaturase, chloroplastic/chromoplastic. Gene Ontology annotation, cellular component: chloroplast thylakoid. The transcript is spliced from 14 exons. Gene Ontology annotation, molecular function: phytoene dehydrogenase activity. The coding region runs from base 173 to 1900 and encodes 575 amino acids. Gene Ontology annotation, biological process: carotenoid biosynthetic process. Lineage: Eukaryota; Viridiplantae; Streptophyta; Magnoliopsida; Rosales; Cannabaceae. The record is from RefSeq and is a predicted model, not a curated record.
AAACCCAUUUACCUCGUCACUACCUAUGUGUUCCCACCUCAGCCACCACUUUCUUCUCCACUCUCUCUCUCUCUCUCUCUCUCUCUCUCUCUCUCUCUCUCCAUCAUCUUCUUUCUUCCACCACCGGAAAUUACAGUUCAAUUAACUUGGUGAGUGGAUUGUGUUCGACGAAAUGUCUCAGUGGGGUUCUGUUUCAGCUACUAACUUCAGCUCCCACCAGAGUCGUAUCUUCGAAUUUCCAAACGUAGGAACAGUACCCAGAUGUUGUUUUUCAUUGAGUUCCAAAAAAAUGGCGUCUUUGGCUUUUGGGUCUAAUCAAUUUAUGCCUCCUGGUAGAAUACUGAAGAAGAAGAAGGGUGUUUUGCCUUUAAAGGUGGUUUGUGUGGAUUAUCCAAGACCAGAGCUUGAUAGUACUGUUAACUUUUUGGAAGCUGCGGCUUUGUCUGCUUCUUUUCGUGGCUCUCCUCGUCCAGCUAAGCCUUUGAAAGUUGUAAUUGCUGGUGCAGGUUUGGCUGGUUUAUCUACUGCGAAAUACUUGGCAGAUGCAGGUCAUAAACCGAUAUUACUCGAAGCAAGAGAUGUUUUAGGUGGAAAGGUGGCAGCAUGGAAAGAUGAUGACGGUGACUGGUAUGAGACCGGUCUACAUAUAUUCUUUGGAGCUUAUCCCAACGUACAGAACUUGUUCGGAGAGCUAGGUAUUGAUGAUCGGUUGCAAUGGAAAGAACAUUCAAUGAUCUUUGCAAUGCCCAGCAAGCCAGGAGAAUUCAGCCGAUUUGAUUUCACCGAUGCUCUGCCAGCUCCCUUAAAUGGAAUAUGGGCCAUUUUACGGAACAAUGAGAUGCUGACCUGGGCAGAAAAAGUCAAAUUUGCAAUUGGGCUUCUGCCUGCAAUGGUAGGCGGACAGCCUUAUGUCGAAGCUCAAGAUGGUUUCACCGUCAAAGAUUGGAUGAGAAAGCAGGGCAUACCUGAUCGUGUAACAGAUGAGGUCUUCAUUGCCAUGUCUAAGGCCUUAAACUUCAUUAACCCAGAUGAACUUUCAAUGCAAUGUAUAUUGAUUGCUUUAAACCGAUUUCUUCAGGAGAAGCAUGGUUCCAAGAUGGCUUUCCUAGAUGGAAAUCCCCCAGAGAGACUCUGUAUGCCCAUAGUCGAUCAUAUCCAGUCAUUGGGCGGUGAAGUCCGACUUAAUUCCCGUAUACAAAAAAUCGACCUGAAUGAUGAUGGAACUGUAAAGAAAUUUUUACUAACUAAUGGAAGUGAAAUCGAAGGGGAUGCAUACGUGUUUGCCACACCAGUUGAUAUCCUCAAGCUUCUAUUGCCCGAAAACUGGAAAGAGAUUCCGUAUUUCAAGAAAUUGGAUAAAUUAGUUGGCGUCCCCGUUAUUAAUGUCCACAUAUGGUUCGACCGAAAAUUGAAGAACACAUAUGAUCACCUUCUUUUCAGCAGAAGUCCUCUCUUGAGUGUCUACGCCGAUAUGUCGGUAACUUGUAAGGAAUAUUACAAUCCAAACCAGUCUAUGCUAGAGUUGGUUUUCGCACCAGCAGAAGAAUGGAUUUCACGUAGCGACUCAGAUAUUAUCGAUGCUACGAUGAAGGAGCUUUCUAAGCUCUUUCCUGAUGAAAUAGCAGCUGAUCAGAGCAAAGCGAAAAUCUUAAAGUACCAUGUUGUAAAAACACCGAGGUCUGUCUAUAAAACUGUUCCUGAUUGCGAACCUUGUCGCCCCAGACAAAGAUCUCCUCUUGAAGGUUUCUAUUUAGCAGGUGACUACACAAAACAAAAAUAUUUGGCUUCAAUGGAAGGUGCGGUUUUGUCAGGAAAGUUUUGUGCACAAGCAAUUGUACAGGAUUAUGAGUUGCUUGCUGCUCGGGGUCAGAGAAUUUUGGCCGAGGCUGGAAGUCGUUGAUAACAACACUCGAGUCAAGCUCCACAGUUAGAGCUUGUAAGUGUAAAUCAUUGUUGUUUCGAGUGUCAACGAAAACCGAGCUUAUCUUCAAGCAAGGAGCAUUCCAUCAGAUAUAGUUAUACCUUUUCUUUCUCUUUUUCUAAUUUUUCUGAUCUGAUAAAAGGGUCAUUUUUUCAGUUACUGUACAGUGAUAAUUUAGUGUCUAAAUCUGUUUAAUUUGGAUUUGAAAGAAGUGGACACUUAAAUUUGUAACCAUUUUGUUUGUUUGUGGAACUUGAGAAGAAUUGUCAUUAUAAUACACUGCAUAUACAUAUUGAUUAAAA